Molecule: messenger RNA, 3435 nt
Organism: Acanthosepion pharaonis
Lineage: Eukaryota; Metazoa; Mollusca; Cephalopoda; Sepiida; Sepiidae
Source: the annotation of a GenBank genome assembly
AUGAUCUCUCUUAUUAAAAAGAAACUUUCUCUUUCUUUUUCUAUUUUUGUUUCUGCUUUCUUUCAACUUCUUCAUUUUCUUUUUCUUUCAGCUUCUUCAUUUUCUUUUUCUUCCAACUUCUUCCUUUUCUUUUUCUUUCAACUUCUUCAUUUUCUUUUUCUUUCAGCUUCUUCCUUUUCUUUUUCUUCCAACUUCUUCCAUUUCUUUUUCUUUCAGCUUCUUCCUUUUCUUUUUCUUUCAGCUUCUUCCUUUUCUUUUUCUUCCAGCUUCUUCCUUUUCUUUUUCUUCCAACUUCUUCCUUUUCUUUUUCUUUCAGCUUCUUCAUUUUCUAUUAACUUCUUCAUUUUUUUUUUCUUUCAACUUCUUCAUUUUUUUUUCAGCUUCUUCAUUUUCUUUUUCUUUCAGCUUCUUCAUUUUCUUUUUCUUUCAGCUUCUUUAUUUUUUUUCAGCUUCUUCAUUUUCUUUUUCUUUCAGCUUCUUCCUUUUCUUUUUCUUUCAACUUCUUCCUUUUCUUUUUCUUUCAACUUCUUCCUUUUCUUUUUCUUUCAGCUUCUUCCUUUUCGUUUUCUUUCAAAUGCUUUCUUUUUUAUUUCUUUGAGUGUCUUCCAUUUCUUUUUCUUCGAGUGUCUUCCAUUUCUUUUUCUUUCAGCUUCUUCCUUUUCUUUUUCUUUCAACUUCUUCUUUUUAUUUUUCUUUCAGCUUCUUCCUUUUCUUUUUCUUUCAACUUCUUCAUUUUCUUUUUCUUUCAACUUCGUCAUUUUAUUUUUCUUUCAGCUUCUUCAUUUUAUUUUUCUAUCAGCUUUUUAUUUUCUUUUUUCUUUCUGCUUCUUCCUUUUUCUUUUUUUUUCAAAUGCUUUCUUUUUUAUUUCUUUGGAGUCUUCUUCCUUUUCUUUUCUUUUCAGCUUCUUCAUUUUCUUUUUUAUUUCAACUUCGUCAUUUUAUUUUUCUUUCAGCUUCUUCAUUUUUCUUUUUCUAUCAGCUUUUUAUUUUUUUUUUUCAUUCUUUCUGCUUCUUCCUUUUCUUUUUUUCUUUCAAAUGCUUUUCUUUUUUAUUUCUUUGAGUGUCUUCCAUUUUCUUUUUUCUUCCAGUGUCUUCCAUUUCUUUUUUCUUUCAGCUUCUUCCUUUUCUUUUUUUUUCUUUCAACUUCUUCAUUUUCUUUUUUUUUUUCAGCUUCUUCCUUUUCUUUUUUUUUUCAGCUUCUUCAUUUUCUUUUUACUUUCAACUUCUUUUUUUUUUUUCUUUCAGCUUCUUCCUUUUCUUUUUUCUUUUUUUUUCUUCUUCUUUUAUUUUUUCUUUCAGCUUCUUCCUUUUUCUUUUUCUUUCAGCUUCUUCCUUUUCUUUUUUCUUUCAGCUUCUUCCUUUUCUUUUUCUUUCCUUCUUCUUUUUCUUUUUUUUUUUCAGCUUCUUCAUUUUCUUUUUUCUUUCAACUUCUUCUUUUAUUUUUCUUUCAGCUUCUUCCUUUUCUUUUCUUUCAACUUCUUCUUUUUAUUUUUCUUUCAGCUUCUUCCUUUUCUUUUCUUUCAACUUCUUUUUUUUUUUUCUUUCAGCUUCUUCAUUUUCUUUUCUUUCAACCUCUUCUUUUUUUAUUUUUCUUUCAGCUUCUUCCUUUUCUUUUUUUUUUCAGCUUCUUCCUUUUCUUUUUUUUCAGCUUCUUCCUUUUCUUUUUUCUUUCAACUUCUUCUUUUUAUUUUUUAUUUCAGCUUCUUUUUUUUCUUUUUCUUUCAACUUCUUUUUCUUUUCUUUCAGCUUCUUCCUUUUCUUCAUUUUUUUCAACUUCUUCUUUUUUUUCUUUCAGCUUCUUCCUUUUCUUUUUUCUUUCAACUUCUUCUUUUUCUUUUCUUUCGACUUCUUCAUUUUUCUUUUCUUUCAGCUUCUUCCUUUUCUUUUUUCUUUUUUUUUUUAUCUUCAUUUUCUUUUUCUUUCAACUUCUUCUUUUUAUUUUUCUUUCAGCUUCUUCCUUUUCUUUUUCUUUCAGCUUCUUCCUUUUCUUUUUCUUUCAGCUUCUUCCUUUUCUUUUUUUUUUCAGCUUCGUCCUUUUCUUUUUUUCUUUCAACUUCUUCUUUUUCUUUUUUCUUUCAACUUCUUUUUUAUUUUCUUUCAACUUCUUCCUUUUCUUUUUUCUUUCAGCUUCUUCCUUUUCUUUUUCUUUCAGCUUCUUCCUUUUCUUUUUCUUUCAGCUUCGUCCUUUUCUUUUUCUUUCAACUUCUUCUUUUUAUUUUUCUUUCAACUUCUUUUUUUUUUCUUUCUUCUUCCUUUUUUUUUUUUUCUUUCAAGUUCUUCCUUUUCUUUUUCUUUUCAACUUCUUCUUUUUUCUUUUUCUUUCAGCUUCUUCCUUUUUCUUUUUUUCAGCUUCUUCCUUUUUCUUUUUCUUUCAGCUUCUUCCUUUUCUUUUUCUUUCAGCUUCUUCCUUUUCUUUUUCUUUCUGCUUUUUCAUUUUCUUUUUCUUUCAAAUCUUCAUUUUCUUUUUCUUUCAACUUCUUCAGUUUCUUUUUCUUUCAGCUUCAUCCUUUUCUUUUCUUUUUCAAAUUCUUUUUUUUUUUUUCUUUGAUAUCUUCCAUUUUUUUUUCUUUCAGCUUCUUCAUUUUCUUUUUUCUUUCAACUUCUUCAUUUUCUUUUUUUUUCGACUUUUUCCUUUUCUUUUCUUUCAGCUUUUUCUUUUUUUUUUUUUUUUCAUCUUCAUUUCUUUUCCUUUUCUUCUUUUCUUUUUUUUUUUUCAAGUCUAUCAUUUCUUUUUCUUUCAGCUUCUUCCUUUUCUUUUUUUUUUUUUUCCAUAACUUCUUUUUUCUUUUCUUUCAGCUUCUUCAUUUUCUUUCUUUCUUUCAACUUCUUCUUUUUAUUUUUUCUUUUCAGCUUCUUCCUUUUCUUUUUACUUUCAGCUUCUUCCUUUUCUUUUUCUUUCAGCUUCUUCCUUUUCUUUUUCUUUCAGCUUCUUCCUUUUCUUUUUCUUUCUGCUUUUUCAUUUUCUUUUUCUUUCAAAUCUUCAUUUUCUUUUUCUUUCAACUUCUUCAGUUUCUUUUUCUUUCAGCUUCAUCCUUUUCUUUUUCUUUCAAAUUCUUUCUUCUUCAUUUUCUUUUUCUUUCAACUUCUUCAUUUUCCUUUUUAUUCGACUUUUUCCUUUUCUUUUUCUUUCAGCACUUUCUUUUCUUUUUCUUUCAUCCUCAUUUCUUUUCCUACAACUUAAUUCUUUUCUUUUUCUUUCCAAGUCUAUCAUUUCUUUUUCUUUCAACUUCUUUCUUUUUUCUUUCAACUUCUUGUAUUCUUUUUUCUUUCUGCUUCUUCCUUUUCUUUUUCUUUCAACUUAUUUCUUUUUUUUCUUCCAGCUUCUUUCUUUUCUUUUUCUUUGAGCAUCUUCCUUUUCUUUUUCUUUCAAUUUCAUUCUUUUCUUUUUCUUUUAUCUUCCUUUUCAUUGUCAAUUGUGUCAUGAUUGGUUUUUAG